CAGUUUUUAAAUGGAUGAAGGUAUUAGAGGCUUGGGACGAGCCGACAUCAACUCACCCACAAGGUCAGCAUGGGAACAGCUCGCUUCAUUAUGAAGGGAGGGCUGCUGAACUUACCAUAACACGAGCAAAUCCGGCAGAUAUUCAGGAGUUAGCUCGACUCGCGAAAUGCGUUGGUUUUGAUCAUGUACGAAGAGAAAGAGACCAAAUAAAAGUGUGCGUUUUGCCUCAAAAGGGUGACUUUGAUGAGAUCGUCUCGCUGCCGAAGGUACAGUUGCGUGUGGUUAAGGCACCUCCUGUAGAUGAGCAUCAGUAUGCAAUUCCCGAGGAACUUGCCGGGGAAUCUAGAAUCCCUAAACUAUUUGAUGGCUGGAAUAAAAGUCAGCCAGUUUCAGAACACUUCACAAUACAGGACUUUCUUUGUCCGCGUGGCCAACAGUCGUACUAUCGAUAUUUUCGUCUUGAGGUUAAGAUAGUAGAAUGUCUUGAACAACUGAUAAUAGACUUUAAUGAAGAUGUACUUUUGGUAAAAGGCUCAGGUUACAGAGUUCGAUCCGUGAAUUUGAUAGAUAUUGAUAACAGACACCCAAACGAAAAACGCAGGUUUCAAAUGGGACAAGCCGUGGAAAUAGCACUACAGGAUGGGUCAAGAAAAUCCAUUCCAGAACUAUGGCAACAGGUUGUGAGGUCCUGCCUUCCAUUACUUACAUUUGAUCAACUCGGUCUAAACAUUGGAAUCCACCCUGAUCGUGUUUACGUUGAUAUACACCCCUUAAGCACAUCACACACUGGAAUGCCACUACACAUGUGGACUGGUAAUGGGAAACAUAUAAGAGCCAUUGAUGAUAUGGAGGCGUUUUAUAAUCAGAUAUUAAAAGGCGGGCCUAUCAUCGUUCCACGACUACCAGAACAUGCGUGCAGGACACCAACUUUUGGAGAAGAUUUGUUUUAUAUAUCUGUGCAGUUGGAUUCUACAAGGCCAGGAUGUAAUUCGGCGCGGUCAUCUUCAUUCUGCGAAAAGUCUAAACCAUAUCGGGAAAGGGAAUUGAGUGCCCUAUUGAGAAAAGUUAACGCAGCUCUGGGAUCAAGGAAACUGGAGACAAGAAAUGUCCAGGACUGUUUCGUAAACGCCUGUGGAAAAUGCAAGGGGUCAGGUUGGGUUUGGGAGAAGAAAGUUCGCUCCUGCUUGGCGUUUUUGAGUGAGUUCAUAUCCAAAACUAGCACUCCGUUCAGAGAUAUGCACAACAAGGCAGCGUUCUUCAACACUGAGAACCCAAACUCCACGGUUCACCAUUUAUCGUGUAACCAGAUGGUAUGUCUGGAAAACACCGUACUUCAUGGGAUACUUGUCGAUACUGUAACGGCUACUUUUCGCCCAUAUAAGAAUGACAUUGAGAUGCGCCUGUACAGCGGAGCGGAAAACCCAAGUCCUAUAAUGGACCUUUUGGAGCAAGUGAUGGCAAUGCGUGCGUCCGGUCACGUGAGGGUAUACAUUGAGCGAAAUAACGACCUCUCCGCACUACAUAACGUUAUCAAAAUUCUGUUGGUGCACAACUCCAAGGUGGCCAAUGUAACGUUCCACGUGACUCCCGAUGCCCACAAGGACUACAUCAACGAGGGACUUCAGCGCAAGAUAGAGACCUGGGCUGGCUUGGCGUGUCCGACGCGGAGCAGAGUGGCCAUUUCUCCGUUUACAGUUGAGGAACUUCCCCAUCACCGAGUGCGUCGAAGCUUAGAGAACAGCAAAGCCAGAAAUGACAUGAAACGCGACCUACAUCAUUGGGAGUUGAACUGGUUAAUGCGGAACUGAUAUAAGUGGACGUAUCAAAAGCGAUCAAAAGCCCUUAUUAGAAAUUACCAAUAUGUGUGUAAAGUGGGUUUUUUUGUCAAUGUUCGUAUAC
Lingula anatina is the source of this 1899-nucleotide messenger RNA. RefSeq lists its product as uncharacterized. The record is from RefSeq and is a predicted model, not a curated record. Lineage: Eukaryota; Metazoa; Brachiopoda; Lingulata; Lingulida; Lingulidae.